CUUUAUUUUCCAAGAUUCUCCAAGAAUCCAAACAGCUAGCGAUGGCGAAUGCUGAUUCUUCUUCUUCUUCCCGCUACCGCAGCGUUUUGAACUUAAGAAGAAAAGCACACAUAUACGCACUCGUUGUCCUUCUCUGCAUCACCUCCUACCUCCUCGCCGUCUUUCACCGAGGAUCGCGCCUCACCACCGCCCUCUCCCUCUCCGCACCGUGCAACCACUUCAGCGCCGAGUCUUCUAAAACCUUCCCUCGGUGCAGCGCCAACUUCAGCGAGUACACGCCGUGCCAUGACCCGCAAAGGUCCCUGAGGUACAAACGUAGCAGAAAGAUAUACAAAGAAAGGCACUGUCCCGAAGAGCCCUUGAAGUGUAGGGUACCUGCCCCCCACGGCUACCGGAACCCCUUCCCCUGGCCGGCGAGUAGAGACCGCGCGUGGUUCGCUAACGUCCCCCACCGUGAGCUCACCGUGGAGAAGGCCGUGCAGAACUGGAUACGCUCCGACGGCGACCGCUUCGUCUUCCCCGGCGGCGGAACCACCUUCCCCAACGGCGCUGACGCCUACAUUGAGGAUAUCGGAAUGUUGAUUAAUCUUAAAGAUGGCUCUAUUCGGACUGCUCUCGAUACUGGCUGUGGGGUUGCUAGUUGGGGAGCCUAUCUUCUAUCACGCAAUAUCCUAACAUUGUCAAUUGCUCCAAGGGAUACCCACGAAGCACAAGUUCAAUUUGCUCUUGAGCGAGGUGUUCCUGCAUUCAUUGGAAUCCUAGCCACCAAGAGGCUUCCUUUCCCUUCCAGGGCUUUUGACAUCUCCCAUUGCUCUCGCUGCCUCAUCCCAUGGGCUGAAUAUGAUGGGAUUUUUCUUAACGAAGUGGAUCGAUUUCUACGCCCUGGUGGGUAUUGGAUUCUAUCUGGGCCACCAAUCAAUUGGAAGAAAUACUGGAAAGGGUGGCAGAGAAAAAAGGAGGAACUGAACGAAGAGCAGACCAAAAUUGAGAAGGUAGCCAAAAGCCUUUGUUGGAACAAGCUAGUCGAGAAGGACGAUAUUGCCAUCUGGCAGAAACCAAAAAACCAUUUAGAUUGCAAGGCCAAUCAUAAACUCACCCAAAACAGAUCAUUCUGCAAUGCACAAAAUGACCCUGACAAGGCCUGGUACACCAAUAUGCAAACAUGUCUGAGUCCUGUUCCUGUAGUGUCUAGCAAAGAAGAAACUGCUGGUGGGGUAGUGGACAAUUGGCCAAAGAGAUUAAAAUCCAUCCCACCAAGGAUUUAUAAGGGUACCAUAGAAGGGGUUACAGCCGAAACUUAUUCAAAAAAUUAUGAGCUGUGGAAGAAAAGGGUAUCACAUUAUAAGACAGUGAACAAUCUACUAGGAACUGAGAGAUACCGCAAUCUUUUGGAUAUGAAUGCCUACUUGGGUGGAUUUGCCGCUGCACUAAUUGAGGACCCUGUUUGGGUCAUGAACGUGGUUCCUGUUCAGGCUAAGGUUAACACACUUGGAGCCAUAUAUGAACGAGGCUUGAUUGGAAUAUAUCAUGACUGGUGUGAAGCAAUGUCUACUUAUCCUAGAACUUAUGAUCUAAUUCAUGCUGAUUCAGUGUUCAGCCUUUACAGUAACAGAUGUGAAUUGGAAGACAUUCUGCUAGAAAUGGAUAGGAUUCUUAGACCUGAAGGAUGUGUUAUCAUCCGAGAUGAUGCUGACAUAUUGGUAAAAGUAAAGAGCAUCGUCAAUGGAUUGGAAUGGGAUAGUAUAAUUGUAGACCAUGAAGAUGGGCCUCUUCAAAGGGAGAAACUUCUAUUUGCUAUGAAGAAGUAUUGGACGGCUCCAGCAGCUUCUGAGAAGACUAAUUAAUUUUAUUUUUUGUUGUUAAUUUUUCUCUUUUACUGCUUUAGGUUUCCUUUUUUUUCAAUAUAUUCCUUUGUCUUUUUAACUUACAUUUUUUUUUUGAGGGUAGGGGGUACAUGCAAUGCAAUCAUUUUCACUGUAACUGUGCAGAACACCGAGUCCAGGUAUAUUGUUAUGUUACGUGAAAUUGUGAUAUUACUUGGACAGUAAAA
Molecule: messenger RNA, 2050 nt
Organism: Glycine soja
Lineage: Eukaryota; Viridiplantae; Streptophyta; Magnoliopsida; Fabales; Fabaceae
Product: probable methyltransferase PMT16
Exons: 6
Coding region: 42-1844 (600 amino acids)
Cellular component (GO): cytoplasm; endosome; trans-Golgi network
Molecular function (GO): methyltransferase activity
Source: RefSeq, a predicted model, not a curated record